AUGUGGCAGCUUCAGGAGGCCUACACCGUUCCAAACGUCUCACCUGGUGUCCCUGACGACCAGCUGGGCAAUGUCGCGGCAUCAAUGUUGCACACUAUCAAGGUUGAACAAGCCGAUCUCGCAGACAAGCAAGGCGAGACUCGGCGGGUGCUGGCUGCAUAUGAUGAAAUCAUGGACUUUCGCGAGCUUACACGCAAAUACGUCGAAAAGUGGGAUCGGAAAGGCCUGACCGAGGAAGGCUCAAAGCGAUCAUCUACGCAACGUGAUCCUUCCGAUCAGAAUACUGGCGAAUCCCCCAAGGCAAGCUCUUCGAGAAAAGUGAAUAGAAACCCUGUUGUUGAUGUUGACUCAUCCGAUCCACUAUCUGACGCUAUCAACAACUGGACACGUGCGGACGAUAGAUUCGAACCUCUUACUGGUAUUCGAGUCAAGAUCAGAACAUGCUACUGGAAGGGCAGUUCCUCCAGUUCUAACAAGAAUGGAGAGGCCACUAUCAGUGAAGCUGACGAAAUCCAUCUUAAGCUCUUGAAAAGUUUGGAUGUUCUCCUUCACCGAGGCAGAAGUCCAGAUCAAAAUGAGUUUGGACCUCCUGAAGACUGCACAGUGUCAGAAUGCCAGCCAGUCGACCCAACCUUCAUGGACAAGAACGAAAAGGGAAAGAAUCCUCAGGAAGAACAACAAAGUCAGUCCAGCACUACAAUCUCAGCCGGUGAGAAUAGCUCUGAAGAUUCCUCGGGCAUCUCAUCUUCCACCAUGGCAGGCGGAGUAAUCGAGGAAGAAGGACCUGUAGUCGCGAUCCAAGAGCACCAGGCAGAUGUACAGACAAUGUUCUUACAGGAGAGGGACGGUACUCCAGACGAGUCUGUUGGCAAGCAGGACUGUGGAGACGAGCUUGAGGGUUCACAGAGUGCGUCUGGUGAUAGCUCUGACGAGGACGAGUGCGGAUCACCCGUUCGAGCUCAGAAGGAAUAG
Lithohypha guttulata is the source of this 972-nucleotide messenger RNA. RefSeq lists its product as uncharacterized. Lineage: Eukaryota; Fungi; Ascomycota; Eurotiomycetes; Chaetothyriales; Trichomeriaceae. The transcript has a single exon. Bases 1 to 972 code for a protein of 323 amino acids. The record is from RefSeq and is a predicted model, not a curated record.